AUGUUGGUCAAGACCUCAAGAUUAUUUACCCUGCUUUCCGCAGUUGCAAAUUUGGUGUUAGCCUCUAGCAAAACUCAUAAUAAACCCGAAAACAACGGGCUACAGGAUCUAUUGACAUGGGACCAGCAUUCCAUCAUAGUACGCGGAGAGCGGUUGAUGAUCUUUUCAGGAGAAUUCCACCCAUUCCGCCUUCCAGUCCCAGGUCUUCGGCUCGACGUAUUCCAAAAGAUCAAGGGCAUGGGAUUUACCGGCGUAUCAUUCUACGUGGACUGGAGCCUUGCUGAAGGCAACCCCGGGCAUGUUAUCACGGACGGAAUAUGGAGCGCGCCAAGCUGGAACUCAUUCGCCCCCUUAGGCGCAAAUCCUAGUGUUCGGCCUACUUAUAGCUUCCCAUAUGAUUGGCAAGGACGAACGAACUGCAAAGUCCAACGACUCCCUUCGCUAUUGCUGAGUUCCAGGGGGGUCUGCCGGGGGAUGGUCCCAUUAGUAAACAAAGAAGGAACCAAAAUUAUCCUAGGGGAGGGGGUUCAGGACAUGUGCGACCAGUUAGUAAACGAAGAAGCUGUCACAGUUGUGUACAAGAACAACUACAGCUUUGGCGUCAAGAUCUUCAACAUUUACAUGACUUUCGGAGGCACCAACUGUGGUAACCUUGGGUAUAUGGGCGGGCACACAUCAUACGACUAUGGUGCAGCGAUAACAGAAGAAAGGGCGAUAUGGCGGGGAAAAUAUACUUCUCCUGCCUAUCUGACAGCAACUCCUCAUCUCGAAGCGAAUGGCACCUACGGCGCACCCUCGAUAGCUGUGACUGCUCUCCUUGGGAAUGGGACAUCGACAAAAUUCUAUCUUAUCAAGACAUGCGGACUUCACUACACGCUCAUAUUACCAACAAGCAUGGGGGCCAUCAAGAUCCCUCAGCUGGGAGGCCAUCUGACGUUGAAUGGACGUGAUUUCAAAUUCCACGUCACAGGUUAUGAUGUCGGCGGCAUCAAUUUGAUCUACUCCGCAGAGAUAUUCACAUGGGCGCGCCAACCAGGAUCCACCCGUGUAUUAAUUCUCUACGGAGGCGCCGGGGAAACACACGAGUUUGGUAUGCCUAGUCAUCUUGGAAAGCCAACUAUCAUCGAAGGAGACGACAUCGAAAUAAAACAACACGCAUCUGCCUGGAUUGUGAAGUGGCAUGUUACACCAGCCCGACGAAUCGUUCGGGUAGAAGAUCUCCAGGUCUACCUGUUCUGGCGGAAUGACGUAUACAACUACUGGGUGGCGGAGUUGCCGGUAUUAGGUCCGAUUGGAAACUACUCGUCAGCAUCGAAGGACGUGGUAAUUGUAAAGGCCGGAUAUCUUAUCCGCACAGCCGAUCUGAUAAACAAUCAGCUACGACUGACAGGUGAAUGCCACGACGGAAAUCGAGGUUAUCUCCACUUCAGCUACGAGGCCGAAGGUAUCAACUUUAAUGGAGAAGUGCUACACACUUCAACAGCGUCCAAUGGGAACCUGCGAGGGACUGUCAGAUACAACCCUCCCAAGUUGGACAUUCCCGAUUUGUCCAACCUCGAACGGAAGUUCAUUGAUUCUCUCCCCGGGAUCCAGGCGUCGUACGACGACUCAGCUUGGACACCCUGCGUAACUGAACUCAACACACAGUCCUCGGCAGCUGGAUACUCCGAGUAG
Molecule: messenger RNA, 1674 nt
Organism: Penicillium mononematosum
Lineage: Eukaryota; Fungi; Ascomycota; Eurotiomycetes; Eurotiales; Aspergillaceae
Exons: 6
Coding region: 1-1674 (557 amino acids)
Biological process (GO): carbohydrate metabolic process
Cellular component (GO): vacuole
Molecular function (GO): beta-galactosidase activity
Source: RefSeq, a predicted model, not a curated record